Molecule: messenger RNA, 3252 nt
Organism: Haliotis rubra (blacklip abalone)
Lineage: Eukaryota; Metazoa; Mollusca; Gastropoda; Lepetellida; Haliotidae
Exons: 19
Coding region: 40-3252 (1070 amino acids)
Molecular function (GO): protein binding
Source: RefSeq, a predicted model, not a curated record
GCCGAGUUACAUAAUGGACAUAUUCUUUAACUUCUCUCUAUGGAAAAUGUGAAUUCCAGAGGGCUGUCGUCAGAAUUUGAGAUAUUAAGAAACUGGAACACUCUGGGCAAAGACGUCAGACAGAUCGAGUGGCACAACUUCCACCUGAACCAUCAGGACGUUGUCAAGACGAAACUGAAGACCUUCAACAACGCCCUGGGUACUGUAGAACAGACAACAGAUGGGUUUGUGGUGGAUCUCACUCCGCCCAGGAUGGUGUUCCUAGGUGAUGGACGUGAACAGAACAAAGACACGGACUUCCAGACAUCCAGCACUACUGUUGAAGCCAACUUUCAGUUUCAAGACCUCGAGUCUGGGUUGGAUCAUUACAAAUACCAGGUGUAUGAGCUUUACCAUGGGUCAAAACAUCAGAUAUACCCAGAUUCAGAAGGUUGGGACACCUCCAGCGACCCCAGCAUCACCAGCCUCAGUCAGUCGGGCUUGAGUCUCCGGCCGGGCGCACAGUACAGUGUGAGAGUCGGGGCCGUCAACAGAGCCGGGGCCGUAGCCACCUACGACACAAACGGCGUCCUUGUUGAUAAUACUCCACCUCGGAUGAAAUGGGUCUACGUUGGCAUUUUCUCUGGCAGUGAAGAAGAGUUGAUUGACGGUCACGUUAUCCAAUCUGAUCCAAGCGGUAUCAAGGCCACCUGGUUUGCUAUGGACCAUGACAGUGGCAUCAAGUCGUACAUGGUCGCAGUUGGAACCACUAAAGGUGGAACUGAUAUCCUAAACUGGAAGGACUUUGGUUCUGACAGAGACAAAUACAUGGACGGGUUGACCUUGAAUGUGACCGACCCUGACACGAUGACCCCUGUUUACUAUGUGUCUGUAAAGGCGAGCAAUGGAGCUGAUCUGACCGGUGACGUCAUAACGUCAAACCCCAUCCGGGUCGUUGACCAGGACAAAGCGGGUAUUGUCAUCGACGGCGCCGACUCCACCGAGAGAAUUGACUUCAUGGACAUCGGUAACGACACGGACUACCAGAAAGACACGGGAGUUGUGACCGUACAGUUUGCCGGGUUUGAGAGCCACGAGCACGGUGUGACGUACUAUGACUGGGCGGUAGGGACGACACCUGGUGGCGAGGAGGUGCAACCGUUCAUCAUGGCGGGUCUUAUGCACGAAGAAGCAGAGACCAAGGUUCCUGGAAAUGGUAUCGCCAGCAUGGGUUUUGGUCAGACUGUCCUCCCGCUGUCACCCGGCACGACAUACUACACCACAGUUCGCGGCAUCACCAACGGUGGCAACAUCCUGGAAUCCACGUCAGAUGGAUUUACUGUUGAUAUCACUCCUCCUGACAUCCACAUGGAAAGCUAUGGCACUGAGAGCAACCAGAGCAGACUGACCUCCACCACGACAGUGUACCAGGCUGAGGUGGACUCCAUCUCCUCUUCCUGGAAGGUUGCAGACAAUGAGAGUCCAGUCAAGAAGAUGUACUACUCUGUGGGGACUUACCCCCACGGGGAGGAUGUCCAGCCCAGGACUGAGGUGGACAUCCUGCUGACCGGCGAGGGGGCGCUACCCACUGGCAUCCAACCUACAACUGAUGGAAAACCCAAUAUUCUGACUCUGACAGCUGAAAAUGAACUCGGAUUGUCCUCAAGCAUGAUCUCCCCCUAUCUUGUGGUUGACAUCUCAUCUCCAACAAAGGGAACACUGACAUGUCCAAGCUUUAUUCAGCCGAGGUCUGCAGUGGAGUGCACAUGGACAGGGUUCUACGACGCAGAGAGUCAGGUUGUAGAGUUUGAGUUUGCUGUUGGCUCCCAUGAGGGGCUGGAGGACAUCAUCACUCCUGUCAAGCUGCCGGGACAUGCCGCAAAAUAUGUGGUUUCAGGCUUAGCUGAUAAGGUGACCCACGGCCAGAGAUACUAUGUCAAGGUCAAGGCCAUCAACCAAGUAGGAAUGACGUCAUCAAGCAUCUCCAAUGCAAUCAACGUGGACACCACACCACCAGCGCCGGGCACUGUGGUGGAGUUGAAGUCUGCCUACAUCAUCAACGUCACCGACGAGAUCAUCACCGAGAAACUGAACACCUACAAGUGUGACACAGAGGAAGACUGCCUAGCUAUAGACGCUGUGUGCCAGGAGUCUCUGUCUGCUGUCAACGUGGCCUGGCAGACCUUCAACGAUGAAGAAACAGAGAUUGUCAAGUACGAGAUAGCUGUUGGCACUUCACCUGGAGGGGGACAACUGAGGGGGUUCUUUGAGACUGAUGAAGUCACAAAGAGAUACCUGUCGGUCACAGGCUUGAUCCUGAAGGGGGUGAGACAGAUAUUUGUGACGGUGAAAGCUACCAAUGGAGCUGGUCUCAGCACAAUAUCGACGUCUAACGGUAUCUACAUGUCCUACCUCAGUCAAGGCUUGGAACCACUCACUCAUGUUGGAAUCUGGGAUGGUGAAAGCCAUGAUGGUGAUCUUGAUUUCCAGACAAGUCUGUCCCGUAUGGGAGCCAAGUGGGACGUGUCAGGUGACCCGUGUCCGGUGGUCAAGUACGAGUGGGCAAUACAAAGGGCUGACGGGCUGAGGGUGCAGGAAUACUUCGACACAGAAGGAAGAACUCAUGGCGUCAACGACCAACUGGCCAUGCAAAACAUGGAACGCUACUAUCAGUACCUACGUGUGACCAACGCCAUGGACUACACCUACACCAUCAGAUCGAACGGCAUCACCAUCGAGGAUGACCCCCUGGUGCCUGGACAGGUCAGUGAUGGCGAUGUCAUUGGAUUUGACCUUGAGUUCCUCCGAACUAGAAGUAAAGUCAGCGGCAACUGGGACAAGUUUGGUAGCGAUGGCAACGCUGACGAGGUAUCAGCUGGAAUAAAAGCAGAUAAUGUUCCUGAAGAGGAGAAAGAGAAAUCUUCCAACCAAGAAGUCGCUUUCUAUGAAGUUGCCCUUGGAACCGACCGCCGUUUCCCCAAAACACGUGACAACGUCGUGCCUUUUGUCAACGUUGGCCUUAACAAAACUGUGACCUUCUACGACCUUGACCUCACCCCAGUCACGGCAAUAUAUUACUUCACGGUCAGGGCACAUAGCCGUUCCGGGUCCAAGGCGGACGUAACUUCCAAUGGCUUCUCUGUUGGCUUUGAUGGAGGCGUCUCUGUGGGUAUCAUCGACAUGAAAGAAUUUGUCAACACUGACACCUAUGUAGAUGUACCUUGGGAUGGGUUCGAAUCCAAGAUCGGCAUGAUGAUGUACUACGUCGACUGA